AUGGGUACUCGGAGCGUGGAAACCGGUAAUGCGAGCACACUCGGAUGUUAUCGUCCGAUCAGAGUGAACUCGGACCGUGUCCUACUUUUACGAGCUGACUCGGAUCAUUGCGGUUAUAUCAAAAUGGCGUCAAAUGUAAAUGUGCAACCGCUUCGGAAAAAAAGGUGGAGCGAGCGCGAUACACUGAAGUUUGUUGAGCUGUAUGAAGCAGAAGAGGUAUUGUGGAACGUAAGACUUAGUUCUUACAAGAAUAAAGACGCAAGAAAUGCUGCUCUGCAGCGCAUUAUAAAUAACUUAAAUAUAGAACGCACCACCAUCCAGGAUAUCAAUACAAAAAUAAAUAACAUACGUAGCACGUAUUCACAAGAAAAGAUGAAGAUUAAAAAGUUACAAGGAACUGGAUCGGGGGCUGACGAUAUAUAUACACCAUCUGUCCCAUGGUUCGAAAUAGCCGACAGAUUUCUGUCUGAAAUUAUUAAGCCGAGAAAAACCUUUCAAAAUCUGGUACAAUUCGACGAGUCAAGUUUCCCUUCCCCAGAUGCAUUAUCAGAAAUCCCUUCACAAGAGGUGCCAGUCUUACCAGAUAUACCACAUUCACCGGAUAUACCUACCAGCCCUCCCUCAGAUUUGUGUGCCCAUCCAUCGCCUAAUAGUAGCCAUUUUACUGUACCCCCGCAUCCAGCUAGGAAACGCGCAAAGAGAGCAUUGCCUCAACAUAUUGAAAAAUCAAUCGAGACACUCCAGUCAAUUAAAAAUCAAGCUCUGUGUAAUAGAGAAGUAGAAGACGAGUUCUAUUAUUUUGGCAAAAAUAUUGCUAGCCAACUACGACAACCACCACUAACCGAUGCUCAGACAGAAAUUUUAAAUUUAUUAAGAAUGAAAAGGCAGCAUAUUCUCCAGCAGACUAGCUCUUCUAGCUACUCACCACAAUCUGAAUGCUUUAUCGAAAUACCAGAACAUGUGGAUAUAUUUGAUGCUGGUCAAAAUAUUCCCAUUCGAGUUUUGAAAACAUAUACUCCACCAAAUACUGUCAUUCAGGCAACAGGGUCUGAAAAUGACGUUCGAGCAGAGAAUAUAUUAGAAGAGGCUAUAAGAAACAUACCGACUAUUAGUGAAGAUGCUGUGCCUGAAGAUCCUGGAAAAUAA
This is a messenger RNA of Acanthoscelides obtectus, 1146 nucleotides long. The record is from the annotation of a GenBank genome assembly. NCBI's taxonomy places the organism in Eukaryota, Metazoa, Arthropoda, Insecta, Coleoptera, Chrysomelidae.